Molecule: messenger RNA, 1134 nt
Organism: Fusarium pseudograminearum CS3096
Lineage: Eukaryota; Fungi; Ascomycota; Sordariomycetes; Hypocreales; Nectriaceae
Exons: 2
Coding region: 1-1134 (377 amino acids)
Molecular function (GO): pectate lyase activity
Source: RefSeq, a predicted model, not a curated record
AUGAAGUCUAUUUCCAUCCUCUCCGUGGCUCUUGCCGCGCUGGUCUCAAACGUUUCCGCCGCCGGUGUGACUGGUACACCCGAGGGCUUUGCCGCCGAAGCCACUGGUGGAGGCAACGCUGAGGGAGCCUACCCCAAGUCCACCGACGAGCUGGUCUCUAUGCUCGGUGACAGCACAACCCGAGUCAUCUUCCUCGAUCAGGAGUUCGACUUUACCGGAACUGAGGGAACCGCCUCCGAGCAGGGCUGUGCUCCUUGGGGCACUGGAGCAGGUUGCCAGCAGGCCAUCAACAAGGACGGCUGGUGCAACAACUACCAGGCUGAUGCCCCCAAGGUCGACGUUAGCUACGAUAAGGCUGGACUGAACCCUAUUGUCGUCAACUCUGACAAGUCCAUCGUUGGUAUCGGUGCCAAUGGUGUUAUCAAGGGCAAGGGUCUUUACAUCAAGGGUGCUAAGAACAUCAUCAUCCAGAACAUCCACAUCACUGAGCUCAACCCUCAGUACGUUUGGGGAGGUGAUGCUAUCCAGGUUGACGGCUCUGAUCUUAUCUGGAUCGACCACGUUACUACCUCCAACAUUGGCCGCCAGCACAUUGUUCUCGGUACCAGCGCUACUAACCGAGUCUCCAUCACCAACAACUACAUCAACGGUGAGAGCAAGUGGUCUGCUACCUGUGACGGUCACCAGUACUGGUCCAUGUACUUUACCGGUUCCAGCGACAUGGUCACACUCAAGAACAACUACAUCUUCAAGACCUCCGGCCGAGCCCCCAAGGUUGCAGGAAACACCGUCCUCCACGCCGUCAACAACUACUGGCAGGGUAACUCCGGCCACGCCUUCGAGACCAGCGACCAGGCCAAGAUUCUCGCCGAGGGUAACCUCUUCCAGGACGUCAAGGCUGCCAUCGAGCAGGGAUCCACUGGUGCCAUCUUCUCCAGCCCCGAUGCUGCUGCUAAUGCUGCCUGCUCCAACGGCGUCGGUCACGUCUGCGAGGCCAACAAGUACGAUAACUCCGGUUCUCUUUCUGGUAUCGACUCGAGCUUCUUCAGCACCUUCAGCGGCAAGGGCGCUUCUGCUAAGCCUGCUUCUUCUAUCACUGGCCUUGCCACCAGUGCUGGUUUCGGUCAUAUCUAA